AUGUCUUCGAGUCUGUCAGCACGGUUGUCUGAGAAGAAAAAAGAGGUUGUAUACCUCCAACAACUUCAAAACACUAGCAAAGCUCUGGUCACAGAGCUUGAAGAACUGGCUAAAAAGUUCAACACGCUGACAGCUGGCACAGAAUCCGUGGCAGAGCUCAUGUCUAAUUGGGCAAAUAUUUUACAUGCUUUGAAAUUGGCUUCAUCCUCAUUGCAGAAAUACGCUGAAAAGGACUAUGACUCGGAAGUUGAUCCUCCUCUUCCUGAAACGCUGGUACGGAUCAGGCUUGACCAGCCUUGA
Sugiyamaella lignohabitans is the source of this 300-nucleotide messenger RNA. RefSeq names its product Dad2p (gene DAD2). The transcript has a single exon. The record is from RefSeq and is a predicted model, not a curated record. Gene Ontology annotation, cellular component: DASH complex; mitotic spindle midzone; mitotic spindle. The coding region runs from base 1 to 300 and encodes 99 amino acids. Gene Ontology annotation, biological process: mitotic cell cycle; attachment of spindle microtubules to kinetochore. NCBI's taxonomy places the organism in Eukaryota, Fungi, Ascomycota, Dipodascomycetes, Dipodascales, Trichomonascaceae.